Messenger RNA from Paramisgurnus dabryanus, 745 nucleotides. It is a transcript of the gene ptrh2, whose product is annotated as peptidyl-tRNA hydrolase 2. Gene Ontology annotation, biological process: positive regulation of anoikis; negative regulation of anoikis. Gene Ontology annotation, cellular component: cytosol. NCBI's taxonomy places the organism in Eukaryota, Metazoa, Chordata, Actinopteri, Cypriniformes, Cobitidae. The record is from RefSeq and is a predicted model, not a curated record. Gene Ontology annotation, molecular function: peptidyl-tRNA hydrolase activity.
UGUGUUUCAGAUGUGAGAAUGGAGUCUCUGUAUGGACCUGUAGCUUUAGGUUUACUUGCAGGUGUAGGCUGUGGACUUUUCUUUGGGUGGCACCUCCGUGGACGUUUUGGCAAAGCUUCCCGAACCAUGAUGGCCGCUUUAGAAAACAGCAGUGCUGCUGGCAGCGAGUCCAGCGUAAUGGGAGACAGCGGGGAGUUCAAAAUGAUCCUGGUGGUCCGAACGGAUCUUAAAAUGGGAAAAGGCAAAGUGGCGGCUCAGUGCUCUCACGCCGCCGUGUCCGGAUACAAACAGGUCCAGCGCAGAAACCCAGAGCUCCUGAAACAGUGGGAGUACUGCGGGCAACCCAAAGUGGUGGUCAAGGCCCCGGAUGAGGACUGUCUGUUGGAGUUGUUGACCCACGCCAAAGCGGUCGGGCUGCCGGUCAGUUUGAUCCAAGAUGCCGGAAGAACCCAAAUCGCUCCAGGUUCUCGGACGGUUCUUGGUGUGGGACCUGGGCCAGCAGAUCUCAUCGACCAAGUUACAGGACACUUAAAACUAUAUUAAAUGAUACACUGAAUAAAGCAACUGUUGGACUAUAUGGCUAAGAUGAGGCUUAACGUUUACAGUUUUGGCCAGUCCUAGACAUUAUAGUUCUUUUUAUAUAAAAGGAAGAAAAUCAGAAAGAUGUGAAAUUAAAGGGUUAAAAUGAGACAGAGUUGAUUUAUAGUUUGACCAUUUAUUUUAAUUAAACAGUUCACCCAUUUCA